Messenger RNA from Brassica napus (rape), 3507 nucleotides. RefSeq lists its product as uncharacterized. The record is from RefSeq and is a predicted model, not a curated record. Lineage: Eukaryota; Viridiplantae; Streptophyta; Magnoliopsida; Brassicales; Brassicaceae. Gene Ontology annotation, biological process: DNA repair; telomere maintenance. Gene Ontology annotation, molecular function: DNA helicase activity. The transcript has 3 exons. Bases 1 to 3507 code for a protein of 1168 amino acids.
AUGGUUAUAGUGAGAUCCAAAAGAUUACUCCACCAGUAUAUCGUUGACGCUUACACAUCCAUAGAGCAAGAGAGGUUGCGGUGGUUCAGAUUGAACCAGAAGAAGAUCAGAGCAGACCUAUAUAACAAUGUACAAGAUGCUGUCAUGAAAGGGGAUACGGACGCAAAAUCAAUAGGAAAGCGAGUCAUAUUACCCGCAAGUUUUACAGGGAGCCCACGUUAUAUGGCUGAAAAGUAUCAUGAUGCGAUGGCAAUAUGUCGGUGGUAUGGGAAUCCAGACUUAUUCAUCACCAUUACAACCAAUCCUAAAUGGGAUGAGAUAUCUGACCACCUUAAAAUGUAUGGCUCUGAUGACCCUAAUGAUCGCCCAGACUUAGAAGCUAGGGUGUUCAAGAUGAAGCUUGAUGAGUUGAUUUCAGAUUUCAACAAAGGCAUCUUCUUUCCCCGUCCCAAAGCAGUUGUCUACACAAUUGAGUUUCAGAAGAGAGGGUUGCCACAUGCUCACAUACUUCUAUGGCUUGACGGUGACUUCAGAAAUCCAACAGCAUCAGAUAUUGACAAAAUCAUCUCAGCAGAACUCCCAGACAAAGAAAAAGAUCCAGAGGCUUAUGGUCUGAUGGAGCAACACAUGAUGCACGGCCCCUGUGGGGAAGACAGAAAAGCAUCUCCGUGCAUGGAGGAUGGUGUUUGCAGUAAAAAAUUUCCCCGCAGCUACGUUUCACACACUCAAGUUAAUGAGUCCGGCUACAUCUUAUACAGGCGACGACAGACAGAACAGUUUGUUUACAAGGGAAACAUCAAGCUUGACAAUCAAUUUGUUGUUCCCCACAAUCUCCAGAUCCUGAAAAAAUACAAGGCACAUGUCAAUGUCGAAUGGUGCAACAAAUCAAGCGCAAUCAAAUACCUGUUCAAGUACAUUACAAAGGGUGUUGAUAAAUCAUGCUUCAGGUUCCAAAAAAACCAAGACCAGUCUACUCAGUCGGAGACAAACAAAAAAGAAAAGCCGACCAAUGAGAUAGAUAAUUAUUUAGACGGGAGGUACCUUUCAGCAUGUGAAUCGAUGUGGAGAAUAUUUGAGUUUUCUAUUCACCACCACACCCCAGCGGUUCAGAAAAUGCCAGUACACCUCCCUGGAGAACAGACGGCUAUAUUUGAAGAAGAUGAGGACCUUGGGAAUGUCGAGAACCGAUACCUACAUGGCAGAACUAUGUUAACAGAGUGGUUUGAAAUGAACAGACUCUACGAAGAAGUCAGGAAAUUAAAGUACAUUGAGAUGCUACUUAUGUUUGUCUGGGAUAGUUCAAACAAGAUCUACACAAAAAGAAAGCAGAAAGGGACCAUUGGACGGAUUGUAAACAUUAACCCAGCAGCUGGUGAUAAAUAUUACUUGCGCAUUUUGGUCAGCGUAGUACGAGGCCCUACAUGCUAUGACGAUUUAUAUUCAGUGGGUGACAUCAAAUACAAUACUUUUCAAGAAGCCUGCUAUGCAAGAGGCUUGCUCGGCACAGACAAGGACUGGCAUGACUCGAUGUCAGAAGCAUCUCAAUUCUCAUCGCCAAGAUCUCUUCGCUACAUGUUCGUACUAAUCCUCGUCUUCUGUCAGGUCUCAGAACCAAAAAAACUAUGGGACCAUUCUUGGCAGGACAUGGCAGAAGAUGUUCUCAUGCAGCAGCUACGUCUACUUCGUUUCCCAGACCUCCAGCUAUCCCCCAAUGAACUACAACAGUACACACUUAUUGAAAUAGAAUGCUUGCUACAAAACUUCGAGAAGUCGUUAACUGAGUUUACGGGGAUGCCACUUCCAAAAAAAGCUGUUAUGGACCAAAUCAAACAUAAAGCUAUGGCGAGGCACGACCAGUUUGACAUAGCUGAGGAGGCCAUUAUCCACGAGAAGCUUUUUGACAAACUCAACCAUCAACAACGGGCAGUAUAUGAUGCAGUCAUCAAGUCCGUUUUUCAGAAGGAAGGCAGGUUAUUCUUCCUCUAUGGAGCAGGAGGUACAGGAAAGACAUUCCUAUACCGAGCCAUCAUAGCAGCUUUGCGAUCAAGCAGCAAGAAAGUCAUACCAGUCGCUUCCUCAGCAAUUGCCGCUCUUCUACUGCCUGGUGGUCGCACAGCACACUCCAGGUUUAAUAUUCCACUUAAGCUUUUUGAAGAUACUUACUGUGAAGUGAAAGCUGGAACAAUCCUCGCCAACUUCCUCAACGAAUCAGACCUCAUCAUCUGGGACGAAGCUCCAAUGGCACAUCGCCACACGUUUGAAGCUGUUGAUCGUACUCUAAGGGACAUUUUAGCAGUCACAGAUAAAACAACGUUGACAAAACCUUUUGGUGGCAAAACAGUACUUCUGGGAGGUGAUUUCCGCCAGAUUUUGCCAGUUAUUCCCCAAGGUACAAGACAAGAUACAGUCAACGCCGCUCUCAAUCGAUCGCACCUCUGGAACAACUGCGAAAUUUUUCUCCUGACGCAAAACAUGCGUGUAAAACCAGAAGAAAAAGCUUUUGCGGACUGGAUUCUUGAGGUCGGUGAUGGCAGAGCAGCAAAGGAACCUCAGAUCCUCGACGACUGUGCCCAACCAGAAGAUCAAAUUCUCAUAGACAAAACUAUCCUUCUGCCUAUAACCUCCACUCCUUUGGAGACUCUAUGUUCUUCUGCCUUUCCAGAUUUUGCAAACGACUACAAUGAUCUGUACAAAAUCAGAGAGACUGCCAUAUUAACACCAAGGAAUGUCACAGUUGAUGAAAUCAACAAUUAUUUGGUAUCAAAAGUUCCUGGAGAAGAGAAGGAGUACUUGAGUGCCGACAGCUUUGCGGAGGAAGAGAAACAUUCAGGAGACUUAGAUAUGACAUACCCGGUGGAAUAUCUAAACUCAUUGGAGUUUCCAGGUCUACCGGCGCAUAAACUACGUCUGAAAGUGGGUGUCCCAGUCAUGCUCCUGCGUAAUCUGAACCAAAAAGAAGGCUUAUGUAACGGCACAAGACUAAUAGUGACACACUUGGGGGAAAAGGUUAUUAAGACAGAAAUGCUCACAUCAACCACCAAGAGAGAUCCUAUUCUGCUACCACGGAUCAUAUUGUCACCACCAGAAUCCAACCAUCCAUUCACCUUGAAGCGACGCCAGUUUCCGAUAAGGGUUUGUUAUGCGAUGACAAUAAAUAAAAGCCAAGGACAGACUUUGUCACACGUCUCUCUAUACUUGCCUAAACCAGUCUUCAGCCAUGGUCAGCUAUACGUGGCACUGUCAAGAGUUACAACACCCAAAGGACUCAAAAUUUUAGACUUGAGCAGAGAUGGGGAUGAGAGUAGAACGAUAUCUAACAUAGUCUACAGAGAAGCCUACAACGGACUGCCUCAAUCUACCGAUGAGGUUGUGCAUCACCUGGAGCUUGAGGCUGAUCGUGAGGUGGAGAUGGAGCUUGACCGUGACCUUCAGGUUGAGCUUGACCUUGAGGUUGAGCUUCAGAAUGAGAGGGAGAAUGAUGUUGAGACUGACUUGGUUGUGCAUUAG